UUCAGCUUCAUUCUUUGACAGCCUCCCCCUUUUCCCUCUCCAAAUCUUACGCCUCUUGUGUCUGAGACUUUCGGUGGACUCUCUCAGACACCACCAACUUCUUCACUUACUUGUAAAGUUCUUUGCUUUCUUCAUAAACCUUCAAAUUUUAGUUUUCAAAUACACGCAAAAUAUUAUACUGCAAAUUUUUCAGUAUGCUUGGGAUUUAUUUGGAGGUCACAGACAGCCAUCUUUGUUCCUUUGGAUUGCUUUAACAUAUGUGUCACUACUGUGUUGCAGAAUUGACACAAUCCAAGGGCAGAAAAAAAAAAGCAGGAGGAUUUGAAAUCAUUACAAUUAGACACUGGAGGCCCCGUUAAGUCUUGCAAAUUUUGUGAGGAGAAACAGGAGUGAGAAUCUAUCAAGCAGGGUAGUGGGAUUUUAUAUACAAUGACAAUGAUCAGUCCAACGACUUCCUUGUCAAGUAGUGACAGUUGUGUCUCCAGCUGCAGUGAGUUUUCUGUUGAUGUUAGCUCAUAUAGGGCUAAUCAAGAAGAAAAUACCAGUGUUUGCCAAGAGAAUCUCAGUUGUCGACCUAAUGGGCGAUUGCAAAACUCAAGCUUUGAACAUCAAGUAAAUGGACUUGAUAGAUCCCAAAAAGUGAUGGAAAACAACCUGAAGGAAAGUAGUAGUUGUAGUGAUGGGUAUACAGUAAGAGAUGUUGAGAUUAUAGAGACGAGUAAUGACCAAGAAGCAAAAGAUAAUGUUGCUACAAACUCUAGUUCAUUUAGUGAGGGAAUUGAGAAUUCAGAUUCUUUAGAAGAUGAGACGGAUGCCCAGAUAUGGGAACCCCCUGAGCCUAAUGAUCCAGAGGAUGACAUGGAGGGUAGCGUGGCUUUCAAUGACGAUGACGAUGAGGAGUGUGGUGAUGGCAUGAAAUGGGGCAAACCAAGUUCUUUGAGUAAUUCUAGAGAUGAAGGAAGUGGAAGCUAUAGGUUUAAAGAGGAAAAACAAAGAGCAACGGAAGCAGUAAUUAAUGGAAAGUUUAAGGCCCUUGUCUGUCAGCUACUUAAAUCUGUUGGUCUGGCCUCUUCUGGGGAGGAUGGUGAAAGUUGGGUCGACGUUAUUGCUUCUUUGUCAUGGGAAGCUGCUUCAUUUUUGAAACCUGAUGCUGUUGUUGGUAAAGCAAUGGAUCCAGAUGGCUACGUGAAAGUAAAGUGCAUUGCAACCGGUGUUCGCAGCCAAAGUCAACUAGUAAAAGGUUUGGUCUUCAAAAAGCAUGCUGCACACAAGCAUAUGCCGACCAAGUACAAGAAUCCAAGGUUGUUGCUAAUCAAGGGUGUACUUGGUCAGUCUUCAAGUGGAUUGUCAUCGUUUGAUUCAAUGGAACAGGAACAAGGCUAUCUGAAGUUUGUCAUCGAAAUGUUAGAUUUGUGCCAUCCAAAUGUGGUUUUAGUGGAAAAAACUGUUUCUCGUGAUAUUCAGGAGUCUAUUCUUGCAAAAGGAAUGACACUGGUGUUUGACAUGAAGCUCCAUCGCCUAGAAAGAGUUGCUCGUUGUACUGGAUCACCAAUUUUAUCAUCAGAUACAAUGACAAGCAAAAAGCUAAAACAGUGCGACUCUUUUCACAUUGAAAAAUUUACAGAGGAACAUGCUGGUUUUGGUGGAGGAAAGGUGCCGAGCAAAACAUUGAUGUUUAUUGAGGGCUGUCCUACACGCCUGGGCUGUACGAUUUUGCUGAAAGGAGCACAGAGUGAUGAAUUGAAGAAGAUCAAGUGCGUAGUGCAGUGUGCCGUUAUUCUGGCGUAUCAUUUAAAACUUGAGACUGCUUUUCUUGUUGACCAGAGAGCAAUGUUCUCUACACUUCCAUUUUCCAGUGCAGCAAAUGUCUUGUCCACUGAAGUAGCAAAUGGGUUGCCCACUGAUAAAAUUUCCCUUAAUUUAGGACCUGUUACUUCAUGUGUUUCUCAGCACAGGGACUCUAGUGCUGAAACUGGGUCAGAUGCAGUUGAUAUUCUCAUUUCCAAUGGAUUCCAUAAAGGAUAUUCCCACAAUUUUAACUUGGAAUGUGAAGGCACAUGUGAAGUUCAUGAACCAUACAAUCCUGCCAUAUUUUCUGGCUUCUCGUCCCUUUCAGCAUCACUAAGCAAAGUUGUAGGGGGGAGUUUCCCUCUGGCAUCUUCUUAUCAGUCCCUCUCUUCAUACUUUGGAUUCAAUGCAAGAGAAUCGAAUGGCGAUAUCACAAGAUCUGUUUCUGUUUCAACAUCUCCAGAGGCAAUUGAUCUUUGUGAUGUUGAAGAUAAAGGUAGUUCAGAUGAAGAGAGGUCACUCGAUGGACAAACCCACACUUCAUUUACAUGCACAGAAGCUUCUCCAGAGAUGAAAGAAGAUGGUGGAAAUAGUGAAGAUCAAAUGCAAAGUAAGAAGGACAUCAGCACAGUGUUGGAUUCUCAGAGUAUUUUGGUUUUGAUGUCUAGCCAGAAUGCUUUAAGAGGGACUGUUUGUGAGCAGAGACAUUUUUCUCAUAUCAUGUUCUACAAGAAUUUUGAUGUUCCCAUUGGAAAGUUUCUACAAGAUAAUUUACUCACUCAGAGAAGCCAGUGCAAUUGUGGUGACCUGCCAGACGCUCACUUCUACUAUUAUGCACAUCAUAACAAGCAGCUUACUAUUCGAGUUAAACGGCUCCCUGAAGAAGAGCGUUUGCCUGGUGAAGCAGAAGGGAAACUUUGGAUGUGGAGUCGAUGUGGUAAAUGUAAAUCCAGGAAUGGAGUCUCAAAGUGUACAAAAAGAGUGUUGAUUUCCACUGCUGCACGUGGUCUGUCGUUUGGAAAUUUCCUGGAGCUCAUUUUUUCAAACCCCUCUUUGUCUAAUAUGUUUUCUAGUUGCAGCCAUUCGUUGCAAAGGGACUUUCUCUACUUUUUUGGGUUAGGCCCUAUGGUUGCUAUGUUCAAAUAUUCCCUGGUCACAACUUAUACUGUGUCUGUGCCACCUCUGAAGCUUCCGUUCAGCAAUUCAAUUAGACAAGGGUGGCUUAUGAAAGAAACUCAGAAUGUGUACAUGAAAGUGAUGCUAUUGUUCACAGAGGUUGCCAACACUCUAAAGAAGAUUAGAUCUCAAUUUGAUGGCUUGACUUUGAAACUUCGAGGCUCAUUUAAAGAAUUCUCUGACAUCGAAGACAUGCUAAAGCAAGAAUGUUCUGAAUUUGAGGUAAGCAUUCAGAAUGCUGUUAGCAAGAAUGGGAACUCAGACCAGGCCGCCUACAAACUCCUUAGCUUGAACCGAGUACUUUGGGAACUAAUCCUUGAAUCAUGCAUUUGGGAUCGGCGCUUGCAUUCGUUACUGUCACCAGAUUCGUUGAUGAUACAUUCUGGAGCUUCUGAGAAGGUACUGCAAGAAAAGGUGAAUUCAGAUAUUGAUGGCAUUGCUAGUGGUGGAAUUGGGGGGACCAAAAGAAUUGUGGAAAAAGGUGAGAAAUGCUUUGAUGGUGGUGCCAGUUUAAAAGUUAAGUUAGAUACAGCUUCAGAAGCAGAUGCAUCUCCAAGCAAAGACAUUCUAGUUGGAGGUCCUGUUCAAGAAUCUAAAGGAGCUGAUCCAUUUGAUGUGUCUAAUAUGGCUGAGGAUUUUGAAACACCAAAUGUGGGUGGUUCAAGCACAAAAAGAUUGUCUAGCCAGGGGUCCAAUCUGAGCACCAAUGGCUCCACCAAGGGUCAUUCUGAGAAUAAUCAGCUAGAAGUGGAUAGAACUUUUCCGAUUUCGACAGAAAAUGGGGAUUGUAGCUCUAUUGUCGAUUCAAAUCUAUUAGUGAAGGGUACUUCUCACCAUUCACUAUCAUCCAACUUGGAAAAUUCAAAUGACUGGUUUUGGGUACCUUUCUCUGAAAUUCGACAAAUAGGCAUGAAGGAUCUACAUAGAGUUUACUUGCCAAAGUUUGAAUCACUUAGUAGUUAUACUGCAGAGUACUUACCCACAGCACAUCAACUGAUCAAAGAGGAAGGGCAAAUGCUGCACAUUCCUCUAGGAACUGAUAAUCAUAUUGUGUCAGAUUAUGAAGGAGAACUGUCCAGUAUGAUUGCUUGUGCACUGGCGUUAUUGAAAGAUCUACCUCUUCAAACAGAGGUUCUUGCUGACGUUAGCAAGGGAGAGAGUGGAAUUGCUGCUAGAAAAUUUGAGAAUUUACAGAGUUUUACUCGAAUUCCCAUUAUUUCUUCGGCGCAUUGGUCUUCAAAUGGUUCUUCAGAUUCUGAUUCAGUCCAUUCUAAUGCAAGCAUUUCUUUGGAUGAGUCACGCUUCUCCAGUUUUGAUGGGUUGAAUUUGUUGGAUUCUCUGGUUCCACCAGGAACUGUGAACCCAGUAGUCCCUCUAGGAGGUUCAAAAUCACUUGGCAAGGAUAAAUAUACUGUAAUAUGUCCAUAUGCCAAUCAAUUUCGUGAUCUCAGGAAUCGAUGCUGCCAAUCUGAAGUUGAUUAUAUUGCUUCCCUUAGCCGUUGUAGAAACUGGGAUGCUAAAGGUGGGAAGAGCAAAUCCUUUUUUGCUAAAACACUGGAUGACAGGUUGAUUAUUAAAGAAAUCAAGAAGACAGAAUUUGAGUCAUUUAUAAAGUUUGCUGAGGAUUAUUUCAAGUACGUAAAUGAGUCAUUUGAUAACGGAAAUCAAACUUGCCUUGCAAAAGUUCUUGGGAUUUAUCAGGUGGUUCUGAAACAGACAAAAAGUGGGAAAGAGAUGAGGCAUGAUCUGAUGGUCAUGGAAAAUCUUACCUUUGGUCGGAACAUCGUUCGUCAGUAUGAUCUUAAAGGUGCUCUACAUGCUCGAUUCAAUUCUGCUGCAGAUGGUUCAGGAGAUGUUCUUUUGGAUCAGAACUUUGUCAAUGAUAUGACCUCAUCUCCACUGUAUGUUAGCAACAAUGCAAAGCGUAUAUUGGAACGGGCUGUGUGGAAUGACACAACUUUCCUCAAUUCAAUCAAUGUUAUGGAUUAUUCAUUGCUUGUGGGAGUGGAUGCUGAACGCCGGGAGCUUGUAUGUGGCAUUAUUGAUUAUCUCAGACAGUAUACUUGGGACAAGCAACUAGAGACAUGGGUGAAGUCCUCACUUGUACCAAAGAAUGUCUUGCCAACUGUCAUCUCUCCAAAAGAGUACAAGAGGAGAUUCAGAAAAUUCAUGUCUAAACACUUCUUGAGCAUCCCAGAUCAUUGGUGCUCACCAGAAUCCUCUGACCCUUGUCAUCAAUGUGCUGUCAGGGACGAUUCUUCUGAAUAAAAAACUGGAAGGAAAGGCGGGCUAAACAGUUCUUCUUCCUAAGUCCUUUUUACCGGUAUCAUCAUCUUUUGUUUUACAAAUGUCAGUGUUGCUUCUUUUGACAGGUUUAAAUACUGUAAAUAAUUCAUCGUCUCAGUUCUGCCCUGUUAUUCUGCAAUUUUUAGCAAAUUUCUGGGGAUAGUUUCAGGUCUAAUGGUCACAAUGUGCAGCUAGAAGUAAAAUUCUUUUGUAGAGCCUAUUAAGGAAGUAUAGAGUUUUGGUGGUCGAAAACUUUCGGAAUCAACGAAAAGUUGCCGUUAUUGUGGAUGGCAUUCUUUCUUGUACGUGUAAAUGUUGGUCCUGGAUGUUAGUGCUGGAAGUACACAUAUAAAUACAAGCUAUAUGAAAUCUUAUGCAAUGCCUAGUCUUUUCA
Molecule: messenger RNA, 5644 nt
Organism: Prunus dulcis (almond)
Lineage: Eukaryota; Viridiplantae; Streptophyta; Magnoliopsida; Rosales; Rosaceae
Product: putative 1-phosphatidylinositol-3-phosphate 5-kinase FAB1D
Exons: 13
Coding region: 430-5232 (1600 amino acids)
Biological process (GO): phosphatidylinositol phosphate biosynthetic process
Cellular component (GO): endosome membrane
Molecular function (GO): 1-phosphatidylinositol-3-phosphate 5-kinase activity; ATP binding
Source: RefSeq, a predicted model, not a curated record